Anthonomus grandis grandis is the source of this 564-nucleotide messenger RNA. RefSeq names its product 30S ribosomal protein S5-like. Lineage: Eukaryota; Metazoa; Arthropoda; Insecta; Coleoptera; Curculionidae. The transcript has 6 exons. The coding region runs from base 128 to 547 and encodes 139 amino acids. The record is from RefSeq and is a predicted model, not a curated record.
AUUCACCAUUAUGUACAGGCACUAACAUGUUAUUUCGCCGGUCAGGUCAGGUGAUCAAUAUCGAUAAAUAACAUUAUCAAUAACGUGAUCAAUAACAAUCUCCUCAUUGGUUGGUUUGAUUUUGGAGAUGAAGUGGAUGUGGAAACAGUUUCUGUUCAGUUCGGUUGAAAUGGCGGAACAAAGCGCAAUUGUCAAUGAGCCUGAGGGUAUUGCAGUUGAUGACCCUCCAUCGGGGACCGCCACCCCUGAAGCGACCGCCGCCCCUUCGGCGACCGUCGCCACCACUACCGCCGCCACCACUGCCGCCCCUUCAGUGGCCACCCCUGAUAUACUUAGAAUGUUGGAAGCCCUGCAAGGGCAGGUCAACGCCUUAGUGAACCGGCCGACAGCAAGCAAUGACAGGAGACCUGCAGGGCACCUCAUUGCCAGGGGGGCGGAUCAUGGCCGCGGUGGUCGCCGUGGACGAGGUGGACACCGCGGCCGUGGACGAGGUGGACACCGCGGCCGUGGACGAGGUGGCGGGUCCAAUAAUUUUUUUUAUUUUUAAUAAAUAAUUAAAAAGAU